Nanorana parkeri is the source of this 960-nucleotide messenger RNA. RefSeq names its product taste receptor type 2 member 40-like. Gene Ontology annotation, cellular component: membrane. NCBI's taxonomy places the organism in Eukaryota, Metazoa, Chordata, Amphibia, Anura, Dicroglossidae. Gene Ontology annotation, biological process: sensory perception of taste; detection of chemical stimulus involved in sensory perception of bitter taste; G protein-coupled receptor signaling pathway. The transcript has a single exon. Gene Ontology annotation, molecular function: G protein-coupled receptor activity; bitter taste receptor activity. The record is from RefSeq and is a predicted model, not a curated record. The coding region runs from base 1 to 960 and encodes 319 amino acids.
AUGCCUCCAGUCUUUAUUCUAGUCUCCAUGACUAUACUGGGUGCCAGCACCAUAAUGGGUGUCUUCACCAACUCACUCAUCAUCACUGUAAACAUCUUUGACAAAGUGAUGGGCAAGGCUCUAAGCCCCUCUGACCUUAUUUUGGUUACUAUGGGUGCAAAUAAUGUUCUGUUUCAGUUCAUAAUGCUGGCAAAUGACUUCCUGAGCUUUCUCAACAGUGAUCUCUACUUUUCGGAUGAGAUUUACACUCUGUUCACAAUCAUGCUGAACCUUCCCAUUUACUCCAAUUUCUGGUUCACAGUUUGUCUCUCUGUCAAUUAUUGUCUGCAGAUUGUUAUCUUCACCAAUCCACUUUUCAUUCGGAUCAAGUUUGCAGUCUCCCAAAUAAUUCCCCACCUUCUCCUGGCUUCUUUUCUUUUGGCAAUGGCAACGGGUGUCCCUGCAGCCUGGAACUUGUACAAAGAUACUCCAACUUUAAACAUUUCAAGCAAUGAGACUGAGGAAAUAAUUGUCUCUAAACUGAAUGUUUAUUACUUUCUCACCUGUAACCUUGUAAGCUGCUCUCUUCCUCUGAUCUUAGUCGCUGUUGCCAAUGGAAUGAUUAUCAAGUCACUGGUGACUAACAUUUCGGAUAAAAAUGUAAAUGGGGAACUGAGUGCAAGAGCUCAAGGUCGGAUUCGGGCAGCAAGGACAAUAAGUUGCCUACUACUGUUAUAUAUUUUCUUCUAUAUAGCAGAAAUUCUAAUGUUUAUAGAUGCCUUUCCCCCCAGCAGCCCAGGGUUCUGUGUCUGUUUGAUAAUCAUUUAUAGUUAUUCUCCUUCACAAUCUAUUGUUCUAAUUUUUGGAAGCCCCAGGCUGAAACAAGUGUCCUUAGAUUUACUAAAUUCUGUACAUUUUUCUAAAAAAAGAAAAACAGAGAAAUCAAAUGUGAUGUUUAUUAAACUUAAAUUACAGAAAUAA